CCUCACUGCACAGCCCUGCUCUGAAAGCGUGCUACGGUUCGUGCUUCUUUUGGAUCGGGUUCCAAAGCAGUCACGUGAUGAUGUGCCCAAACGAUUUACCGCAGGCGUCACUGGUCACGUGUUUAUGGCAGAAAGAAUUAAGCGCCCAAACAAAGUGUACCAAAGUAGUGUUUUUUGUUGUUGUUUUUUUUGGGACACACACCUCGGCGAGCCAGUAUUAAGGGUGACAUUACAGCAUACUGACUCUCACAUAACAUCAUUAGGUAAGCGGUUAUUUGUCUUAUUUCGAUUGUGCAAGCUCGCUUUCCUGGGUAGCUGAGAACAUAACAAAAUAAAGUAGCCAGGAGCUAAAGCUAGCAGUGGAUCUGAGUCCAACCAUUCUACACCGUUCUUAUUUGUUCACUAGAUAAACACCUAAUGGACACACCAGGUCGGAUCCCUGCAGCUCGGCUGGCUGGACCAGGUCAGAUAACCGACUACCUUUACAUCAGCAACGGCAAGACGGCCAAAGACAGCUCGGUAUUAACUCGCCUCAAAAUCAGCUGCAUCAUUAACGCUACACAGGAGAUGGACGCGAUUUGCAUUCCUUCUGUUGAAUAUCUUCAGGUGCCUGUCUCAGACUCUCCUGCAGCCCAACUCCAAGAACAUUUCGACACAGUUGCAGAUAAGAUACAUGCCGUUAGAGCGCAGCGCGGUCGGGUGCUGGUGCACUGCUGUGCAGGCGUGAGCCGCUCCGCCACGCUUUGUCUCGCCUACCUCGUGAAAUAUCGCGAUAUGUCGCUAAUGGACGCGCACACACUGGUCAGGGCGUGCAGGCCCAUCAUUCGACCUAACAGCGGUUUCUGGAAACAGCUGAUUGAUUACGAGCGCAGUUUACGUGGAGCGAAUUCUGUAAUGAUGGUGGCUUCACCCUUGGGACAAAUUCCGGACUUGUAUGAGAAGUACACUAAAGAUUUGAUACCACUUUAAAACUGACAUGGCCUCUAAAUGCCACCUGAUGAAACACGUGAUCAGUGUGAACCUCUAUAAUGUAGCCUAUUUUAUGUCUAGAGCCCCUGAACAUUUUAGGCAAUUCAGUGAUGUUUUACAAAAAAAAAAAAAAAAGCAACAACAAUUAGGUGAUAUGAAGAUGCAUUCAUUCAUUCAUUCAUUCUCUUUUAUUUCCCGAGUAUUUUUGUAGUUUGUUUAUUUUACCAAAAGAUGGCAGAUGUGAAUCAUCACAUGGUUUUUCUGGUUUAACUUACAUUUCAAGUAUGCUUGUAUUUAGAUUAACUAUGUAACAUUUUCUGUCAUAUAUUCCCUGAAACAGUUGAAAAACACAGCUGUUUUCAAAUUCAGCUCCUGUUUUUUGUCCUUUGUGUCUGAGAUACUUAACCAGUAGCCUAGUAAAGGUGAGGUCAGUGAUCCACUAGUGAGAACACUGAGUUAUAUAGUGAAGUUCUCAUAUUCCAGAGGAUGUUCAGAGGUGUCCAAUUUUAUGGUUGCACAAUGUCUCUGACUUUGGGAGGUCUCGCAGCUAAAACGGCAGGUCAGAUCAGUCCUGCUCUCAUGAAGACCAAAGAACUGCGCAUGAUUGUUAGGAGGCAAAAAGAUGAAGAAGGUUAUUAAAUCAUUGGCAAAGCUUUGAACCUCCUUAGGAGCACUGCAAAAGCUAUUAUAACAAAGUGAGGAAAAAAUAUGGCAUAAUCCAGUCGCUACCAUGAUCACGCCAAACUGAAUGCUUGGGAGGAAGGGCAAUUGUCAGUAAAGUGUCCAAGAGUCCAGCUACAACACUGAAGGGGUUACAGAGCUCACUGGCUGAAAUAGGAGAACCUGUGCAGACCUCAACAACAUCAUCAGCUCUUCAAAGAUCCGGACUUUGUGGAAGAGUGGCCAGAGGAAGCCACUUCUGAGAAAACGUGACAGAAUUUGGAACAAAGAUUUUGUGGUCUGAUGAGACUAAAUUUGAGCCAUUUGGUCUAAAGACAAAGUGUUAUGUUUGGCACAAAAAGCAAAUACAGUCAGCUGUGCCCCACAGUGAAUCAGCUGUCUUUAGUUCCUAUUUGUUCUUGGAGCAUUUUGCCUUCAGUUUUGCCUUCAGCACAUGAAAUACAUGCUCAAUUGGAUUCAGGUGAGGUGACUGACUUGGCCAUUGCAGAACUUUCCACUUCUUUGCCUUAAAAAAGUCCUUUGAGAUUUUGAAGUAGGCUUUGGGGUCAUUGUCCGUCUGCACUGUGAACCACCAUCCAAUGAGUUUUGAAGCAUUUGGCUGAAUCUGAGCAGACAGUAUAGCCUUAUACACUUCAUACAGAACUCAUCCUGCUGCUUUUGUCAGCAUCACAUCGUCAAUAAAUACAAGGGAUCCAGUUCCAUUGGCAGCGAUACAUGCCCACUCCAUAAGAUGAGGUGGUAUCCUCCAACUCAUGAGCAGUUCCAUCUCUUCUCCAUACUUCAGUUAAAUUCAAUUCAAUUUUAUUUUAUUAGCACUUUUAAUAAUGGACAUUGUCAAAAAAGAAGAUUUAUAGAAAUAUCUAAAUUCCAUAUGUAAAUUUUAAAUUAUUUUAUACUCUAAUCUGGUCUUCCUGUUUCUGAUUCCUGUAUUCACUCUGGUGAAUGACUCUGGAGAGUGUUCUUGAUCUGGCCAUCUGUUGUGAAGGUUUUUUGUUUGUUUGUUUGUUUGUUUGUUUGUUUUUGUUUUUAAUCCUGGGCUCAUUUUACUGUUUGUGUGGAGACCAAGUGGGUUUCCAAAAAAAUUGCCAAAUUUUUGUGCAUAUGUGUGUGUGUGUGUGUGUGUGUGGGCGCGUGCACGUGGUACCCUGCGACUGAAUGGCAUCCCGUCUACAGUGUGUGUCACCCAGUGUUCCCAGGAUUGGCUCCUGAUCCCCUACUACCCUGACCAGAUGAAUAAAUAUAUUAUAUUAUAAUUAUACUGUAUUAAUAAAAGAAUAUUUUAUAUUA
Pangasianodon hypophthalmus (striped catfish) is the source of this 2937-nucleotide messenger RNA. RefSeq lists its product as uncharacterized. Lineage: Eukaryota; Metazoa; Chordata; Actinopteri; Siluriformes; Pangasiidae. Bases 418 to 969 code for a protein of 183 amino acids. The record is from RefSeq and is a predicted model, not a curated record. Gene Ontology annotation, biological process: protein dephosphorylation. Gene Ontology annotation, molecular function: MAP kinase tyrosine/serine/threonine phosphatase activity. The transcript has a single exon.